Symbiodinium necroappetens is the source of this 306-nucleotide messenger RNA. The record is from the annotation of a GenBank genome assembly. Lineage: Eukaryota; Dinophyceae; Suessiales; Symbiodiniaceae.
AUGGCCAUGACUCUCCGCAGCGUCGUUGCCUUGGCUCUUGUGGCCUGCGCUGUGACCGAGGACAUCUCCCAAGAUGCUGCGGCGGCACUGGAAGCCCUGCCCCAGAGCUUCUGGGACAACUUCGUCUACUGCAAGUGUGGCCUUUCCUGUGCAGAGAAGGAUGGCUCCGUCGGCAAGGCAUGUGGCUGCCUGGUAUGCCCGCAGAGCAACGGCACCUCCCUGCGCGGCAGUCAGCCCGCCCAUGCCGAUGAGAAGGCUGCGGUGAGUGCUGAGACUGUGCAGGCCGGCAAGGGCCUUGAUGCUUAG